Nanorana parkeri is the source of this 1724-nucleotide messenger RNA. RefSeq names its product GC-rich promoter binding protein 1 like 1 (gene GPBP1L1). Gene Ontology annotation, biological process: positive regulation of DNA-templated transcription; DNA-templated transcription. Gene Ontology annotation, cellular component: nucleus. The transcript is spliced from 11 exons. Gene Ontology annotation, molecular function: DNA binding; RNA binding. The record is from RefSeq and is a predicted model, not a curated record. Lineage: Eukaryota; Metazoa; Chordata; Amphibia; Anura; Dicroglossidae.
CUUUUUUUGUGCAAAAAAAAAAAAAGAGAGCAAAAUGAGCCCUUAAGUGGCAGGUUUGGCAUAGCGGGCAGACUGGCAUGUAGAAACGGGGUCUUUGCCUUUGCCAGAUUUCUCGAGGGGCCAACCUUCCCUCCCUCCCCCUCACCAAUCGUAUCUAAAGCCCUGCGCCCAGCCGUCCCACAAAACUGGAAGGAGGUGCCGUUGGUGCUCAGACUGAGGCAGCCCCUGCCUUGGCCAUGAGGAUUAAUGCCUCCAUUCACUGCUAGACCUACAACCUAAAUGGCGCAGCAUGACUUUGUACCUGCUUGGCUUAGCUUCUCCACACCUCAGUCCUCCAAGUCCUCUGCAGGCGUUGUUGAGAAACAUGGCGAGCACCUUCCCCGGGGCGAGGGCCGUCUGGGGGUGAGUCGCAGAAGACACAACUCUUCCGAUGGCUUCUUCAACAACGGACCUCUCCGCACCACAGGCGAUUCGUGGCACCAGCCGUCUCUUCUCCGCCAUGAUUCUGUGGACUCUGGGGUCUCUAAAGGCACCAACCAAUCCUCUCAGCCAGGAUGGCACGGGGGAUCGCGGGAAAGGUCUGACAGCGCCUCACAGAGAAAUGGCGGGACAGGCGGUUCCGGCCACCGUCACCGCAACGGACACAACCUCUCUCGUAAGAACGCUUCCGUGCAGGAGAAGCAGUCGGCCGAGACCCGAGAGGAAAAGAACGCGGACAAGAAAAAGCUGCAGUUCGAAGAGGAGGAUUUUCCAUCUUUGAAUCCUGAGCCUGGGAAGCAGGUUACCCAGAACAAGCAGACCGGAACCCCCAGAUAGACGAUCUGUGAAAACCCUCCCAGCUCCAAGCAGCCACUGAAGAUGCUGGUCAUCAAGAAGAUCUCAAAGGAGGAUCCGUCUGCUUUCUCCGCUGCUUUCGCUUCGCCUGUACCUCACCUCUCUAAUGGAAGCAACAAGAGUAAUCCCUCCGGGCCCAUCCUCUACAAAAACCUCAUCCCCAAAGCUUCAGCCGCCAAGCCCGGUCCCUGGAAGUCAAAUGGCCGGGAAUCCAAAUCCAGCUCCCUCUUUUUCGGCAGAGAUUCUGCUUUUACCAGCCCUGUGUUGGCCCCAGCACCCAUACUGACCUCCUCUAGAGAGGGCACAGCCAGUGUCACCCCACCACUGGAGCUUAGCAUCUCCCGGCUUACACGCAUGACUCGCCGCGUGCCAGACAAGAAGAGCGAGUUUCUGAAGACCUUGAAGGACGAACAAGACGCCGACCAGACUGAGGACAGAGAUGGGGAUAAACUGGAAGAUGUAAGAGAUUAAUACCCCCAUGGGGACAGGGAGCACACGGAGGAGAGCCGCCAUCUCAACGGCAUUCCCGACUCUCAGGAAGGGGAGCGCGGCCGGCUGUCUUAUUCACUGGAAGCGGAACACAGAUUACUGAAGGAGAUGGGCUGGCAGGAGUCCCCGGAGAAUGACGACGACUGCCUUCCACUCACAGAGGAGGAGCUGCAAGAGUUCCAGAGAAAAUCCCAGCAGCUAAAAAGACACGGCGUGGGACAAAACGGCUUCCUCCGACAACCCCGAAGAUGUGCUCUGUUCGCUUGGCGCGGCCCUCUGACCCCCGAGCCAAGCCCGUGCUCGGAGACCGACUCCAGCAGCUCCGACACUUCAGAUGACGAAUCUUGAUCCUUUUAGAGGAGACGGCGACAAAAGCUCCUCCCCCUCCGCGUUCAAUCCCC